This is a messenger RNA of Strongylocentrotus purpuratus (purple sea urchin), 3123 nucleotides long. RefSeq lists its product as uncharacterized. The record is from RefSeq and is a predicted model, not a curated record. Bases 37 to 3123 code for a protein of 1028 amino acids. Gene Ontology annotation, molecular function: DNA helicase activity. The transcript has 2 exons. NCBI's taxonomy places the organism in Eukaryota, Metazoa, Echinodermata, Echinoidea, Camarodonta, Strongylocentrotidae. Gene Ontology annotation, biological process: DNA repair; telomere maintenance.
AUAAGAAAACAAAUAGUAGAGGCAUCUGCUGAGACCAUGAAUAAAGUGAAAAAUGCACUGGAUGAAACCACUGAAGAGGGAUUAUCAGUGCAAGAUGUACUCAGUGAUGUGAACACCAGUGAAGAUGAAUAUCUAGAUGCAUUACGUGUCAAUUCCAAUGGAAAAUCCAUCAUGUAUGCAAGAACACCUCAAGAAACCAACAUAAACACAUACAACCCAACUCUCCUGAAAGCCUGGCAGGCAAACAUGGAUAUUCAGUAUGUGUGCAAUCCUUAUGCAUGUAUCCAUUACAUUGUAUCAUACAUUACAAAGGAUGAAAGAGAAAUGGGGCUAGCACUGAGGGAAGUCAGUAAAGCCUUCCGUGAUGCAGACAUUAAGAAAAGAAUGAAGCAUAUAGCUUCAUGCUUUCUAAACGUUCGUGAAGUGAGUGCACAAGAAACUGUAUAUCGUGUCUUAGGUCUACCACUGUAUAGGUCUACAUUUCAAACAGUGUUCAUCCAGACUGAUCUACCAGAGAACAGGGUAGUGUUCUUGAAACCAAAGUGUGUUCUACAAGGAAUGGAUGCAGAUAGUGAAGAUGUGUAUGCACAAACAUUCUCACAGAAGUAUGAGCAUCGGCCAACAGAAUUAGAGCAAUUGACACUAGCCGAGUUUGCAAGAUGGUACGUCCCUUCCUACAAAACUGAUGACAUGGAAACUGAGAAUGAUUUCCAACCGAAUCAACUCAAAGAAUCAUCGACUUCGAAACAAACUAUCAAAUUAACAGACAAAAAAGGCUACAUGAAGAAGCGUAACAAGCCUUGUAUUGUCAGGUAUCACAAGUUCAGUGAAAAUCAAGAAGAAGAGAGAUAUUGCCACCACAUGCUGAUGCUGUACCUACCAUGGCGAAAUGAGGAAACUGACCUCAAGAACAAUCAUCUGACUUAUGCUGAUCAUUAUCACACGAUAUCAGAUCAGAUUGAGUCAAAAAGAUCAGCAUUAGAAUCGUUCACAGAAAUCAUUGAAAAUGCUCUUGAACGACAUGAAGAAGAGGGGCCUCCUGUUCAUGCCUGGGACACGCUAGAUACAGGAACUCAACAAGAAAACGCGGAGGUCAAUGAAGAACAGUGUCAAAUACACCCUGAAUACAGCUUCCUUCAACCGAGCUCUGAACACACAGACACAGACAUAAAAGAAUCUGAAAUAUGUGCAUCACUACCUUUGGCUGUGGAAUGUCGACCUGAAUAUCUUAUUGAUGAGAUAUAUAGAAGUAAAGUUCAAUCUCUCAACCAGGAACAGCGCAAAGUGUUUGACUACAUGCAAAACUGGUGCACUGAUAUCAUGAAAAGUGGCAAGACAACCUGCAAAGCCAAAGCCAUACACCUCUUUGUAACUGGAGGAGCAGGAACAGGAAAAUCUCAUCUGAUUUUAGCAAUUCACCAAAUGGCUCUACGUACCUUGCAGAGGGAAGGAACCAAUCCUGAUGCACACAGAGUACUGUUGACAGCACCUACAGGAACUGCUGCAUUCAACAUUCAUGGAAGUACUUUGCACUCACUGUUUCUCCUUCCUCUUGGCCAAACUAAAGGAUACAAAAAGUUGAGUGAUGAAAAAAGGAACACACUUCGAUGCAAACUACAAGAUCUUGAAAUCCUGAUCAUUGAUGAGAUAUCAAUGGUAGGAUGUGACAUGUUGAUGACAAUAGAUCAGCGUCUAAGGGAAAUAAAAGGUACAGACAUCAUCUUUGGUGGAAUAACAGUCUUGGCCUUCGGAGAUUUGUACCAGUUAGCCCCAGUGUGUCAGCGAUUUGUCUUUCAAGAAGUAAAAGACCUGUUCGCUAGAUUGGCAGGAUCUCUAUGGCAGGACAAUUUCAUGAUAGCAGAGCUCACAGAAAUCAUGAGACAAAAAGAUGAUAAAGAAUUUGCAGAACUUCUGAACAGAAUAAGAGAAGGUGUCCACACAGAAGACGAUGUAGCAAAUUUGCAGCAAUGCUGUAUCUCGUCAGAAGACAAAAAUGAUUUGUCAGAUGCACUGCAUGGGUACUCAACGAACGCAAAGGUUGAUGCCUACAAUGAGGACAAACUUGCACACCUGAAAGGAAGAAUUAGGAAAUGUGUUGCUAUAGAUAGGAAACCUAAUACCCUGAAAGGUCAUGUAAUGAACAAAGACUCACGUUUCACUGGUGGAUUGCCAGCUGUCCUAGAAUUGAAGAUAGGGGCAAGAGUAAUGCUCAUUAGGAAUAUUGAUGUGAACGAUGGUCUUGUAAAUGGUGCAUUAGGAACAAUUGUCAGCUUCAAUGAAUUCAAUCCCUCAGUUACCAGUCCUAAGGAAGUCUUAGUCCAGUUUGACAAUCCAAGAGUUGGGGCAAUGGCUGGAGAAAAGACUUCUAUGAAUAAGGCUCAACACCCUACUGCAGUCCCUAUUGGUGUCAUAGAAGCAAAAUUUUCAAUUUCAGCACGUAAUCCCGGACUAGAAAUAAAAAGGCAACAAUUUCCUCUUCGACUAUCAUGGGCCACCACUAUACACAAGGUGCAAGGACUCACUGUCAAGGAUAUAGUAGUAUCUAUGGAAGGGAAGUUCAAUGAUGGACAAUGCUACGUUGCUUUGAGUAGAGUACCAAAGAUGUCAGGUCUUCAUCUUUUGCAGCUCACACCAAGUAAGAUUAAAGCAAGCAGAGCUGUGACCAAAGAGUUGAUGAGAAUGAGCAAUGAAAUGUCAUUUCAAUUCUUCCAUGAUGAAAUUGAGACUGCACUCAAGGAUCCUUGCCAAACACAAGUCAUUGCUGUGCACAAUAUAAGAUCGUUACCUGCUCAUUACGAUGAUCUCAAGGGACUUCCAUUCCUUGACAAAUGUACUGCUGUGUGUCUUACAGAAACCUGGCUUCAAUCACAUCACACUGCUUCCACGUACAAUUUGCCAAGCUAUCACCAAUUACGCAGAGAUAGAUCCAACACAGAGAAGGGUGGUGGUCUGUGCAUGUAUAUCAGCUCAUCUGUAAGGUAUCAGACCUUGGAUUCAUCACAAGACAAACCUGGGAUGGAAAUUCAGAGCAUCAUCCUACAUCCAGUCAAUAGCUCUCCAUUUCAUUUGGUGACCGUCUAUAGAAAUCCCAAAUCUUCAUUGGUAGAAUUCAGUGACAGAUAG